AGAAAAGAAAGAGAAAAAUAGAGACAACAAGAGAGAGAGAGAAAAAAGAUUGAAUUGAAAGAGGAAGGGAUAGACAUAACCCCCAAAAAAUUGAACUAAAACAUUUCACACCCAUUAAAAAAAAAAAAAGGAAAAAGAAACUGAACCGUGGAAGGAAGAGAGACAAAACUAGACAGAACCAGGAACUUUGAACUAAAACAUCAGAGAAAAAAAUAAAUAAAUAAACUACAGUAGGACGCAGAGAGACAAUCAAACCAGAGAGCCGGACAGAAGCAGGAGCUGUACCAAGGAAGCAGCAAGACACAGGGCAGAACACAGAGCCAUGGCGUCCUGCAGGUCUCCGGUGCCGCUGAGAAUGACAAAGGAGGGGCUGUUAAACAAAGAAUCUGAGGAGGAUGAUGUAGUGAAGCGGGAGGCCGGCAUCCUGGCGCUGGCCGAGCAGUACAAGAAAGCGGGCCAGGCACACCAGCUGGCACAGCUCAUCAAGGACACACGGCCGUUCCUCUCCCAGAUCUCCAAGGCCAAGGCGGCCAAACUGGUGCGCACCAUGGUGGACAUGUUCCUGGACCUGGAGGCUACCACGGGCCUGGAGGUGGAGGUGUGCCGGGACAACAUCGAGUGGUCCAAGCUGGAGCGACGCACCUUCUUGCGGCAGUCCCUGGAGGCGCGGCUUGUGGCACUCUUCUACGACACAGCACAGUACUCGGAGGCACUGGCGCUGGGCUCCCAGCUGCUGAAGGAGCUCAAGAAGCUGGAUGACAAGAACCUUCUGGUGGAGGUCCAGCUGUGGGAGAGUAAGACAUACCAUGCCCUCGGUAACCUACCCAAGGCUCGCGCUGCCCUUACCUCAGCCCGCACCACGGCCAAUGGCAUCUACUGUCCCCCCAAGCUGCAGGCUGCCCUGGACCUGCAGUCUGGCAUCCUGCACGCUGCCGAGGAGAAGGACUUCAAGACGGCCUUCUCCUAUUUCUACGAGGCCUUCGAGGGCUACGACAGCAUCGACAGCCCCAAGGCCCUCACAGCCCUCAAAUACAUGCUGCUGUCCAAGAUCAUGCUGCAGUGCCCCGAGGAUGUGCACAGCAUCGUGAGCGGCAAGCUGGCGUUGCGGCACAGCGGCUCCCAUGUGGAUGCCAUGAAGGGCAUUGCGGCAGCCAGCAGCAAGCGCUCCCUGGCAGACUUCAAGGUGACGCUGGGCAAGUACAAGGAGGAGCUGGAGGGAGACAUGAUCGUGAAGGCGCACCUCAACACCCUGUACGACAGCAUGCUGGAGCAGAACCUGUGCCGCAUCAUUGAGCCAUACAGCCGCGUGCAGGUGUCCUACGUGAGCCAGACCAUCGGCCUGCCGCAGGACACCGUGGAGCGCAAGCUGUCCCAGAUGAUCCUGGACUCCAAGCUGACGGGCAUCCUGGACCAGGGCGCCGGCGUGCUCAUCGUGUGGGAUCCUGUCACCAAGGACAAGACCUACGAGUACGCCCUGGACACCAUUAAGGCCAUGGAGAAGGUGGUGGACGUGCUCUAUCAGAAGGCCAAGAAGCUAACGUAAGGCUGUGCCAGCAUAGCAAGCACAGUUGUGACACUCGGCUCGGGCGGGGGUGCGCGCCGCCCCCGGGCCCUCGCCGUUCCUCGCCGCGUGGGUGCCUGGGAGAUUUUCUUUAUUUUUUUGAGGAGGCGCGAGGAGUGAGAGUCCGGCGGCUCGGCCCCCGCCCACGUGUAAAUAAAGACUACGGCGUGGCGAGGGAGGUUUUGUCUGGCAUCGGUGAGGUGCGUCUGUUUUGCCCCUUUUAUUCUUUGUAUACUUACACACUGUUCAAGUGGAUGUAUGAACCACUUUUAAGUUAUUGACUAUCAAGUUUUUGUGAGGAAAAGGGUCAAAUUUUGUAUGUUGUUUGGUAACACUAGGAGCACUAGGAAUAGCUGACGUUAUUAACACUCGAGACAAACCUGGACUCUGGAAUCAAAAAUUGUCCUCUACUAAACCUUAUUUUUCACGUCCGGACCUUGACUGUUGCCACUUGCUGUUGUUUACCUGAGGGGCCGCGUCAGCCCCACCACGGGGGCCGGCGGCAGGGCGUGGCACUGAGUGGCAGCCCCUGCCCUGGCGCCCCACCCGUCACCUGGAUCAGUCAACUCAUCUCAAGAUUUGACUUUCAGAUAUUUUAUAAAUUAAAAACUAUAUCAUA
Molecule: messenger RNA, 2180 nt
Organism: Scylla paramamosain (green mud crab)
Lineage: Eukaryota; Metazoa; Arthropoda; Malacostraca; Decapoda; Portunidae
Gene: Rpn6
Product: 26S proteasome non-ATPase regulatory subunit 11-like
Exons: 2
Coding region: 323-1543 (406 amino acids)
Biological process (GO): ubiquitin-dependent protein catabolic process
Cellular component (GO): proteasome regulatory particle, lid subcomplex
Molecular function (GO): structural molecule activity
Source: RefSeq, a predicted model, not a curated record